AUGUUAACUAAACAUAUUCAUGUUUCUGUGUGUACAUUAAAUAAUUGGGCUUUAGAUUUUGAUGGUAAUGUUAAAAGAAUCAUCCAAUCUUGUAAAGAGGCUCAUGAAAGAGGAGCAAAGAUUCGUGUUGGUCCUGAACUUGAGAUAACAGGUUAUAGUUGUUUGGAUCACUUUAAUGAAGCAGACACUGAAGCUUUUGCAUGGGACAGUUUAAAAAGAAUUGUUGAAGCUUCAUUUAAUAUGAGAAGUCUUUUGAUUAUAACUUCAAUGCCAAUAAGAUAUAAAUUAUCAUUGUAUAAUUGUGCUAUAGCUGUUAAUAAUGGAAAGAUUAUUUUUAUUAGACCAAAACAAAGUUUGUGUGAUGAUGGAGUUUAUAGAGAGGGAAGAUAUUUUAAUAGUUGGAAAAAACCAGGAGAAUAUAUAACAUUUGAAAUACCUACUGAAUAUUGCUUUACUCAAACUUCUGUUCCUUUUGGAGAUGGAAUUUUAAAAUCUGAAGAUGGAGUUACUGUUGGUUUUGAAAUUUGUGAAGAGUUAUGGACCUGUCAAUCACCUCAUAAAAUAUUGACUUUGGAAAACGUUGAUAUAAUUUGUAAUCCAUCUGCAUCUCAUCAUGUUUUGUCAAAGUCAUCACAUCGGUUAAAUCAACUUUUACUUGGAACUACAUCAAAACUUGGAGGAAUAUAUUUAUAUAGUAAUUUCAGAGGUUGUGAUGGAGAAAGAGUAUUUUUUGAUGGAAUGUCUAGUAUAGCACAAAAUGGAAAACUUUUUUGCCAAAUUGAUCAAUUUUUAAUAGAAGAUGUUGAGGUUGCUGAUGCUGUUAUUGAUUUAGAGGAUUCAAGAAAUUAUAGACAAGGAAUUUCUUCAAAUAGAAAUGAUUCAUCAUUUCACAUAAAAAAUUCAUACAUUCACUUACCUGUAAAAUUAUUAGAUGGAAGUGAAAAAGAAUUAAGUGAACCAAUAGAGCCUAAAAUUUUAAGUGAAAUGGAAGAAUUAUCUUUUGGUCCACCAACAUAUUUAUGGCAUUAUUUAAGAAGAAGUAAACAAGCAGGGUAUUUUGUACCAUUAUCAGGUGGUAUGGAUAGUGCUACAGUUGCUACAAUGGUUAGAUUAAUGUGUGAACAUGUUGUUGAUUGUAGAAAAAAAUAUAUAGAAAAAUAUGGACCUAAUAAAUCUGAUCCGGCACACUUUUAUUUAGGUGAAAUUAUUAAUUGUACAGGAAGAGAACUUUGUGGAAAAAUUUUAUUUACAUGUUAUAUGGGAUCAGAAAAUUCUUCUACUUUUACUAAAGAAUGUGCUCUAUCAUUAGCUAAAGAUUUAGGAUCAAAACAUUCCAGUAUUUUAAUUGAUACAAUUGUCAGUGCUUGUCUUAAUGUAUUUAAUACAGUAUAUAACUUUAUACCUUCUUUUAAAAAUAGUGAUAAUAGAGAAACAAUGGCACUUCAAAAUAUUCAAGCACGUGUUAGAAUGGUUUUAGCAUACCUAUUUGCUCAAUUAUCUUUAGUUGGAGAAAAAAGACCUGGAAAUUUAUUAGUUCUUGGUUCUGCUAAUGUUGAUGAAAGUUUGAUAGGAUAUUUGACAAAGUAUGACUGUUCAUCAGCUGAUUUUAAUCCUAUUGGAAGUUUAUGUAAAAGUCAUUUACGUUUAUUACUUAAUUUUGUAAUUUCAAAAUAUCAUUUUAAUUCAUUGCAAAAAAUCGUUAAUUCCCCACCAUCAGCUGAAUUAAAACCUCUGUCUGAAGGAGAGAUUUGCCAAACUGAUGAGGAAGAAAUAGGAUUAACUUAUGAUGAAUUAUCAACAAUUGGAAAACUCAGACAACCCCGAAAUAUGGGACCAUACUCAAUGUUUUUAAAAUUGAGUCAACUUUGGGGAAACAAGAUGACACAAGAAGAGGUAGCGGAUAAAGUGAAGUUAUUUUAUAGAAGAUAUGCUAUUAACAGACAUAAAAGCACAGUUCUUACCCCAUCGUAUCAUGUUACAACAUACUCAAAUGAUGAUCAUAGAAAUGAUCAUAGACCAUUCCUUUAUCCAGACUUUAAAGUGCAAUUUGACAAAAUCGAUGCUAUUUUGAAGGAGAAAACUGAAGGAAAAGUAUAA
Strongyloides ratti is the source of this 2097-nucleotide messenger RNA. RefSeq names its product Glutamine-dependent NAD(+) synthetase. The transcript is spliced from 5 exons. Lineage: Eukaryota; Metazoa; Nematoda; Chromadorea; Rhabditida; Strongyloididae. Gene Ontology annotation, cellular component: cytoplasm. Gene Ontology annotation, molecular function: NAD+ synthase (glutamine-hydrolyzing) activity; ATP binding; glutaminase activity. The coding region runs from base 1 to 2097 and encodes 698 amino acids. The record is from RefSeq and is a predicted model, not a curated record. Gene Ontology annotation, biological process: NAD+ biosynthetic process.